Molecule: messenger RNA, 2934 nt
Organism: Volvox carteri f. nagariensis
Lineage: Eukaryota; Viridiplantae; Chlorophyta; Chlorophyceae; Chlamydomonadales; Volvocaceae
Exons: 8
Coding region: 1-2934 (977 amino acids)
Source: RefSeq, a predicted model, not a curated record
AUGGCAGUCAUGAGCCGCCCGUCCAACACCUGGACCGCGGCAGGCUUUUAUUCCAGCCGUUCCCACCGACAGAACCGGCCCACCAGCAGCUACGAGACCAGAACAGUCGUGUCGGCAGCUGCACGUGUCAGCCAGCACUUCGUAAAGCGGAAUGCAGGCAAGAGCCUGAAGGUCGGCGCCCGGGCUCUCAAGAAGACCCAUCGGCAUUUCGUCAGCGCGGGCAGUGUCAUGCAGGCGAUGUACAGGAUGCUCCACCUUGGGACUCCACACAAGAUCACGCAGAAGCAGUUCGAUGAGGCGGCGCUCCAGACUGGGUGCAAGGGCCUGACUGCCUUUGCGGCCCUGCCGUACGUCGACCUGUCGUGCCUCUUCACCGUCUCCACCGGCCAUGCCCUGCUGUUCGGAGUGUUCCUGGUCGUGACUUCGGACUUCGGGCGGCGGUACAAAUGCAUCAUGCAGUACCGCAAGAGCUACCGCAUGGAGGACUGGCUGCACUUCGUUGAGACGUUCUCCAGGUACAUCUUCAAGGGGGACGUGCUGCCCGAGGCCUUGCGGGCCCUGUGUUGGAGCCUGUGCAGCACGGUCACGCACUACUUCUGGCCGCGGCCCCCCGACGAGACCCGUGAGCAGUUCCUGGUGGCAGCCAAGGCGGCUGCAUGCAAGCUCAGAGCUUACACGACCAGGCUGGAGGAGUUGGAGGUGCCGGGCUACAUGUUCACGGUCAACCUGCAUAUCUGUGUAUGCCGGCUGUACGACCAGGAGUGCCAGCUUGGGUCCGCGGCAGGGUUCUCCGACCUGCCGGUGGAACGCAUGAUGCAGCAAAUGAAGACGCAAGGCGGAAGGAUGGUGUCACAGGCACCCGAGAAGCACUAUGCGCAGUGGCUGUGCCUGAUGUGGGCCUCCGAGUCGCUCACCGAGGCAGACCCCGCGACCGGGGCCAAACACACGACCAACCAGCAGCUUGAGAGGAUGUUGGCACGGCGCGCAGUGAACACCGAGGCUGCCUGGUUUGAUAAACCAGGAGCCAACGGUUACCUGCUUGGACGAGGCCACAUGGUCUACCCGAGUCCAGAACGAGUGGCACAAGUCCGGGCAGCCAUGGCGAGCCUAGUGCACUGGUAUGCCCUGGCAUUCGAGGAUGUGGCUUCCUGGACAUUGGGUCCCAGUGCGAGCUACGAACUGGACACGGACCGCCUGGAUAGGGUUCUCAUGUCUACACCACCCGACUGUCCCAAGGCCCGCUCCUUUUUGCGUGCAGAGGCACUCGACGAGGAGCAGUACUUCAGGGCUGAGUAUGGGCGCCAGCAGCAGCGGACCUCCUGCUGGGCAUGCUACCAGGCAGAAGUCGGCAACGAGACUCGGACGUAUGCGGCCUACCUCAAGUACUUCGUCCACCUGCCCGCAGAAGAUGGCGCUCAGGAUGUCCGCUUCACUGUCGCAGAUGUGUACUCGGGACAGGUGUUCAGCGGGGGGCUGGUGGUGGUCAACAUGGCGGCCGCCCAGACAGUGAGGGCAGGCAGCCAGUGGGAGAUGUGGCAGGACCUAGGGCUGCCGCUAAGUGAGCUGAAGGGCAACAAGAGCUACCGCAUGGAGGACUGGCUGCACUUCGUUGAGACGUUCUCCAGGUACAUCUUCAAGGGGGACGUGCUGCCCGAGGCCUUGCGGGCCCUGUGUUGGAGCCUGUGCAGCACGGUCACGCACUACUUCUGGCCGCGGCCCCCCGACGAGACCCGUGAGCAGUUCCUGGUGGCAGCCAAGGCGGCUGCAUGCAAGCUCAGAGCUUACACGACCAGGCUGGAGGAGUUGGAGGUGCCGGGCUACAUGUUCACGGUCAACCUGCAUAUCUGUGUAUGCCGGCUGUACGACCAGGAGUGCCAGCUUGGGUCCGCGGCAGGGUUCUCCGACCUGCCGGUGGAACGCAUGAUGCAGCAAAUGAAGACGCAAGGCGGAAGGAUGGUGUCACAGGCACCCGAGAAGCACUAUGCGCAGUGGCUGUGCCUGAUGUGGGCCUCCGAGUCGCUCACCGAGGCAGACCCCGCGACCGGGGCCAAACACACGACCAACCAGCAGCUUGAGAGGAUGUUGGCACGGCGCGCAGUGAACACCGAGGCUGCCUGGUUUGAUAAACCAGGAGCCAACGGUUACCUGCUUGGACGAGGCCACAUGGUCUACCCGAGUCCAGAACGAGUGGCACAAGUCCGGGCAGCCAUGGCGAGCCUAGUGCACUGGUAUGCCCUGGCAUUCGAGGAUGUGGCUUCCUGGACAUUGGGUCCCAGUGCGAGCUACGAACUGGACACGGACCGCCUGGAUAGGGUUCUCAUGUCUACACCACCCGACUGUCCCAAGGCCCGCUCCUUUUUGCGUGCAGAGGCACUCGACGAGGAGCAGUACUUCAGGGCUGAGUAUGGGCGCCAGCAGCAGCGGACCUCCUGCUGGGCAUGCUACCAGGCAGAAGUCGGCAACGAGACUCGGACGUAUGCGGCCUACCUCAAGUACUUCGUCCACCUGCCCGCAGAAGAUGGCGCUCAGGAUGUCCGCUUCACUGUCGCAGAUGUGUACUCGGGACAGGUGUUCAGCGGGGGGCUGGUGGUGGUCAACAUGGCGGCCGCCCAGACAGUGAGGGCAGGCAGCCAGUGGGAGAUGUGGCAGGACCUAGGGCUGCCGCUAAGCCACCUGAUUUGCCGCCUUAAGGCAAGCUUGUGUAUGGCCCUCUACAAGACGGGGGGCCCGUUUCAGAAGAAGGUCUUGGACAAGAUCCUGCGACCGUCGACUAUCACUGCAGACCACGGUGCUGUGGCAGCCGCAGUGGGAGCUGAGGCAGUGGAUACUGCGGCUAACGACGGUGAUGCCCUACCCAAUGGGAGCAUCCCUAGCCCUAGCCCUAGCCCAAGCCCAAGCCCAAGGCCCAAGCCCAAGCCCAAGCCCAAGCCCUAG